AUGAGCACCAACCCACACACGUCCUUUAAUCUUAAUUUUGUCCUUGGAGUAUCGGGCAUUGACCCACAUAUGUGGCGUACACAACUCUCUUGUGAAGUCCACGUUCGUUUUCCUCAACUUCGUUAUUCUCCUAGCGGCCUCACUCCCACAAUCAUCAUUCAAUGGUUUUCGUCGACGUCGUGCCCAGCUAGAGGCCCGGUUAUAUCAAUUAACCGAUACUCCCAGCCAACAUAUGUUUCGUCGGUUACUCCGCAAACAACGUUGAUGUAUCCUUGUUAA
Laccaria bicolor S238N-H82 is the source of this 279-nucleotide messenger RNA. RefSeq lists its product as uncharacterized. Bases 1 to 279 code for a protein of 92 amino acids. The record is from RefSeq and is a predicted model, not a curated record. The transcript is spliced from 3 exons. NCBI's taxonomy places the organism in Eukaryota, Fungi, Basidiomycota, Agaricomycetes, Agaricales, Hydnangiaceae.